AUGAACUUACUACCAAACUACAAAGGGCCACAAGAUGGCCGACGAAGAGCCAGCCGUCCUGACAAAAAUGCUCUUAGAAUACGCAACGAUUAUUCAGUAAAUAUACAAAAGAAUGGCUUAAGAAUCCGAGGGGGUAAUGUGACGGAUACAAAAAACUAUCCUUAUAUGGCUGCUAUUAUUAUAAAUGGAAGGCUAUGGUGCGCGGGAACAAUUGUCGAUGUUAAUUGGGUUCUGACAGCUGCGCAUUGCUUAAAUUACGUUCUACACGUGUCUCCAAUGAAGACCCUAGGCCAGUAUGUCAAGGUGCGAGUGGGCAGUCCCCGCCCCCACGAGGGAGGUGUCCUCAUGGAGGUCGCGGGAGCUGUAAGGCAUCCUAAGUUUGAGGAGGAACCGGUGCCUCAUGCUGACGUCGCGCUUUUAAAACUUGCUGAAAAUCUUGAGUUCACGCCUGACAUCAAUUUAAUCAAGAUUUACGAGGGUAUGAAGGAGCCAUACUCACAAAGCUUCGUUGUCGUUACGGGGUGGGGUAUGACUCGGGGGACAGAUACAUCAUUCCGCGACCAAACCCCGGACCUACUCUCCGCGCGUCUCAAAGUGCGCACGCGUCACUAUUGCCGAGAUGCUUACCAGCUGGUCAACGGUUUUCAAUUCACACCCGACUUCUUCUGUGCGUCUUUACGGAAUGGUACGAGGGACGCUUGCUUGUUUGACGCAGGGGCUCCAGCUGUGCAGCAUAACAGGUUACUGGGUGUUAUGAGCUUUGGCCCCGAGCGUUGCGGUCAUGAGUAUCAACCUGCUGUUUUUAUAAAAGCAUUUUACUUCAGAGACUUCGUGAAGCACACAAUAUCGUCAUACAAAACAACUGACGAUCUAAUAGAUGCGAUACGCGAAAUCAACCCGUCCAUCCGUCCGCCGGUGCACGUGCAGGGCGAGGACUUUUUCGUGGGCGGCGUGGAUGAAGUCACUCAACCUGAUGAUAAACACGACUAG
This is a messenger RNA of Zerene cesonia (dogface butterfly), 990 nucleotides long. Its product is annotated as trypsin-1-like. Gene Ontology annotation, biological process: proteolysis. The record is from RefSeq and is a predicted model, not a curated record. NCBI's taxonomy places the organism in Eukaryota, Metazoa, Arthropoda, Insecta, Lepidoptera, Pieridae. The transcript is spliced from 6 exons. The coding region runs from base 1 to 990 and encodes 329 amino acids. Gene Ontology annotation, molecular function: serine-type endopeptidase activity.